Messenger RNA from Ornithorhynchus anatinus (platypus), 3390 nucleotides. It is a transcript of the gene TMED8, whose product is annotated as transmembrane p24 trafficking protein family member 8. The record is from RefSeq and is a predicted model, not a curated record. Bases 153 to 1139 code for a protein of 328 amino acids. The transcript has 6 exons. Lineage: Eukaryota; Metazoa; Chordata; Mammalia; Monotremata; Ornithorhynchidae.
GGGUUCGGCUGUUUCCGGAGGCGGGCCGGGGCUCUGCUCUGGGGUUCGGUAGUUUCCGGAGGCGGGCCGGUCGGGGGCCGCGGCUCGGCUCUGGGGUUCGGCAGUUUCCGGAGGCGCGGCGUUGUCGGGGUUCGGGGCUGCGGCUGGGCGCUAUGCAGGCGGCCCAGGGCUCCGGUCCCCAGCCCGUGGCGCCCGGACAUGGAGCCGAAGAGGGAGCCGGAGAUGGAGCCCGGCCGGGACCCGAGGAGAGCCGGGACCCUCGCACAGAGAAUGAAGAUCCAAACCCCAGCAGCCCUGACACUGCCCAAGCUCCGGCCUCUGAGCCUUCUUCACCCAGCAGGCCCCAGAAGGGAUCUCCUCUGAGCACGGAUGCUGCAGAAAAUCCGGAAAAAAGCCAAGGGGGCGUACAAGAUCAAGCAGCGGCCGAGGAGGAAACGCCGCCAACAGACCGUCUCCAGACCCCGAAGGAGGAGUCAGUCGUGCUGUCGAGCCAGUACCGAACGUCCCAAGGGCCGGGGGACGUGGUGAUGAUCCAGUCGGAGCACAUGGGAGGGGUGGACGUCCUGUCGGCCGAGCUGGAGUCUGCAGACCUCCUGGGGGACCAGAGGAAAGAGCCUCUGCCACCCCCGCCACCUCUGGCUCCUCCAUCCAUCUGGACCUUUGCCAAAAUGAAGGAAUUCAAAAGCAGGCUGGGGCGAGAGAAGAACUCCCGGCUGGUGGUGAAGCGCGGCGAGGUGGUGACGGUGAGGGUGCCCACCCACCCCGAGGGAAAGAGGCUCUUCUGGGAGUUUGCCACGGAUGACUACGACAUCGGUUUCGGGCUCUAUUUUGACUGGACCCCGGUCACGAGCACCGCCAUCACCGUGCAAGUCAGCGAGUCCAGUGACGAGGAGGAUGAGGAGGAGGAGGGAGAGAUCGAAGGCCUGGUCCCAGCUGGUGAUGUGGAGCGCGGCUCCAGGGGCUCCCUGCGGAACCGCUACGGGGAGAUCGUGCCGGUCUACCGGAGGGACAGCCACCGGGAGGUGCAGGCUGGCAGCCACGAUUACCCAGGCGAGGGCAUCUACCUGCUUAAAUUUGACAACUCCUACUCCCUCCUGCGCAACAAGACCCUCUACUUCCACGUCUCUUACACCAGCUGAGGGACUGAGGCAGUAGCACCUGGGGUGGGAAGGGGAGGGAUGCAGCAGGCCAAGAGGGGCCAUGCGGGGCCUCUUGUCUCUCACGGGCUCUGAGCUCCUGGAGUUCACCCCUACCCAUUGUCCCGGGACAGCUUCUCCCCCGCCCCCAUCUUCUGCAGGUGAAGACGUGGCUUCGGCCGUUCACAGCUGCACACGGGCAGUCCCCUCACCCCAAACUUCAGGGACCCCUUCCCCCACCCCCUGUCUCUGUGAGGUAUCAGGCCAGUGCCCAGAGAGAGAGAGAGUUUGUCCCCGUGAGGGGUUUUGGUACGAUGUUUGUCAUGGGGCUUGAAAUGGCUUCCCUCUUCCCCUCUUAGAGGCCGUUUACCUGUGGAAGCGUCUGCUUCUCCUCUGGAUUUUGUCAGUGUGGGUGGUGGGAUUCCCCAUCUUUCCAUAGUGACUCGUCGGUCUCUCGGGGGAGAGGAAAGCACAUUGUCCUCAAAGAAACUCAGUCUGCGCACUGGGUAGAGGGAGCGACAUAUCUACCCACUGGCGCGGAUCGCUGCCAGGUUCCCACCCUGGGUUCCUCGGCCCAAGGGAGACUUUCCUUCAUCUUGGGCUGCCUGCAGAUGGAGAUUGUGAUCUUGUCACCGCGGCUGGUACCUGCCGGGAAAUCCAGCGGAUCCUGGAAAUUUCUGGGAUGUUACCUCCGCCUCCUCCUCCUCCUCGCUCAUUCUUUGCCUCUCUGGGCAUAUCUGCACUCCGGAGCUCUUUCUUUGGUAGAAAUGGAAAGCGGUGGUGUGUUUAGAAAUCAGGGAUUGAACUGAUAUGGUAUAAUCCCAUAAAACCUUUUUUUGACAUUCAAGAGUGGCUAGAAGAUUUUCCUAUAUAAACAGCAAAGGUGCAUGAGAGAAAAUCCAGGUCACUUGCUGUCUUCCUGUAGUGAUAUGAAUGUUACCUAUAGAAUGUGUGUGGAAGCCAAAUAUGGUGAAAGCAGAACAGGUCAUUAUUUCUGAGGGUGAGGCGGGGGGGUAACAUGCUUUACUCAUGCAUCACCCUCUCAACCUGGAGCCUUGCUGCCUUGUGGUUUGUCACGUUCACAGCUCAGGGGAAGGGAGUGCUGGGACUCCACUGUCGCCAUGUUCGCUUCCCAGCAGAGCCCCGUGUCUCUCUCUGGUCACGUAUUCCCUCAUCAUCAACCUGAAAGUGGGGAUGCCACAGGGCAUCGGGUGGCAUUGCCUACCAGGGUUGAGGCCCCUGGGUUCUGGGGCAGAGAAACCAUGAAGGAACCGGUCUUCUCAUUUUUAGCACCAGUUCAGUUACUGUUUUGGAUCAGGAGCGGGGACCAUAUUUAUUUAUUAAGUUAUUUAUUUUUGAAAAGCAUUUCAAUCUGCCUUGAAAAUCAUUUCCAUCAGCUGGCCUGAAGGGUUAUCGUCAGGUUGGAGACCCUCGACCAGCUUCCUCAAUGCCGGGGGGAUGUUUCCCCCCCUUUUCCCCCGAUGUUGAGGCUGGUUUGAGGGGGAGGGGGUUUUGGGGGCCCAUCAAGUUUCAUCCCUUCAGGACAAAACUGUGAAGUUCUAGGCAGGGCCUGUCUGGGAGGCUAAUUUUCCUCUAAAAGAGGGAUGAGGACAAACCAAAUACCUACUGAAAGUGCAAUCCACUGCCUGCUCUGAGGAAUACAGCCAAGUCUCAUUUCCAUCAUCAGUAACAUCAUGAAUUGAGCCAAAACAGUGUGCAGAGCACUGUGCGGGGCACACGGGGAUCAUUCACAUCAGAGUAAAAUAUGGGGUUCUUGUCCUUGAGGAGUUUACCACACUGAUGCCGAGUAAACGAGUUCUGGUGUAAUGGAGAUUGAGAUUCAGAGUUCUCGGUUUGGGUGCAGGAUGACUGAGUUUUGGACAUAUCGGCAUUGAGUUCACGUGCCUCCUCGUUGGCUCCUCUCUCAGGGUUGAAUUCUUUCAGUUCCUCCUAGGGAGCAGAGCUCCAGUUGGGCUGGUCUCUGGUGAUGUGCCUCAGCAUCCUCACUUCAUUUGAGGUUUCCCUUUCUUCCUGCGAUUGGUUUUAAAUAUCUCUUGCUCUUUCCCGCUUCUAAAACUUGCAGGAAAGAUGGGCACCAGUUGUCUGGGACACCGGUACUUUCCCAGCACAUGGGAUGGAUACUUGAAAACCAAUCAGGUGGUUGGGUGGCCAGCAAAGUUAACGGUCCCGCGUUUUAGCCACUUAGAUAUCUUCUUCCUUUAUUAAAGGUCUUCCGAGCUGUUUUCUGACUGAC